Linum trigynum is the source of this 908-nucleotide messenger RNA. The record is from the annotation of a GenBank genome assembly. Lineage: Eukaryota; Viridiplantae; Streptophyta; Magnoliopsida; Malpighiales; Linaceae.
CCUUACCAAUUGGUGUACGGCAAAGCAUGCCAUUUGCCUGUAGAGCUAGAGCAUAGGGAUUUCUAGGCUACCGAACUAUUGAACAUGGACCCAACUUUAUGCGGAAAUGAAAGAAAGUUGCAGGUGCUGGAACUUGAGGAGUGGCGCCUUCAUGACUACGAGAACACCAAGAUUUACAAGGAAAAGACAAAGCGCCUGCUUGAUGCUAGACUCAAAGGGGGCAAGGACUUUCAACCUGGGGAGCAGGUGCUCUUGUACAACUCUAGGCUACGCCUAUUUCCUGGAAAGCUGAGAUCUAAAUGGUUGGGCCCAUAUGUGGUGACUCGAGUGUUCCCAUACGGGGUGGUGGAGAUUUCCCACCCGGAGCAAGGGGUAUUCAAAGUGAACGGACACGCCUCAAACACUACCUUGGGGGUGUGGUGAUGCCGAAAAAGAGGUUGUGCUCCUGCACGACGUUUAGUCCGAAGGCUCCGUUAAGCUUGAGACGUUAAACCAACGCUUAUUGGGAGGCAACCCAACGGAGGUUUGUGUUUAUUUUGAUGUCGACUAUUAUUAUAUGUAUAGGUGUCAAUUAGGCGGGUUUGGAUUGGGUUCAAUCGGGAUGUGGGUUAGUCGGGUUUCGGGUUCGUCGAGUUGUCGGUUCUUCGGUUAGGGUUCAAUCGGGUUCCGGGUUAAUCGGGUUACGAGUUCAUCGGAUUCGGGUUCAAUCGGGUUGCGGGCGGAUCGGGUUGAGGGUUGUUCGGGACAACGCAUUGAGUUACUUAGUCCUUACUCGCUACCAACUUACACAUCCUAUUACACUAAUUUAAAAUAUUUUUCACAAUUUUUAACCAACUUAUUUCUACCUCAUAUAUAUACUUAAUUAAAAAAAAACUAGCCAAAAUGUUGAAUUAAUUUGUAUGAUUUGC